CCCCCGAAGCCUCUUGGUGAACUUUCUGGCAUGAUGGCUGUGGGCCUCACCAUCAUCAUGCGGGGUCUUUGGGUGCGGAGGCCGAGUUUCCCCGCCGGCGGCGGCGAUAUUCUGCGCGCACGCAAGCAUUUCUUUUCCCGCUUCCUCACCAACGCCCACCUCUUCGCCGAUACCCAGAGCUGUUGGUGGGAGAAGUUGUCGCACUCUAACGCAGUAUAUCUCUGCCUGUCUGUCUGUCUGUCUGGACAACAGCAGUGACUGAGGCAGGGGCGACACCACAGGCAAAGCCCUCUCCCCUAGCUCGCUUAUCUUCGAAGCGUCGGGGGGAAGAGGUGAGGGCGAACCAUGGACUUGCAAGGCGGGCCAACGUUUGAGGACCUCUCCAUUGACGAUGAGCUCACCCAACUGCAGAGACUCGUAAGGUACAGCAGCAGCUCCAUCGCGCUGCAGCGGCUUGUUCACGUCAAGAUGCUAGCGGAGACCGCCACAGCGGUCGGUUUCGAACAAACGGUCAAGUCGGUGGUGCCUUUGCUGGGGCCACUCGCCGAGGACCAAGAGCUUGUCGUGCGGCAACACCUGGGCGAGCAGCUGGAGGAGAUCGCCAGGUUUUGCAGGCUUCAGGGAAAGGAGGCUGGCUACAGGCUCAUCAUCGAGAUCGUGCUGCCGACGUUGGCCAAGCUGCUGGGGGACCCUCAGGCGGAGGUGCGGCAGGCGGCGGGGGAGAGCCUGGUUGGAGUCGCCAACCUCAUGAAGCCGAUCGACCUGGGGCAUCACGUCCUCACGAUCGUUCUUCAGCUGGCGCACGAUGACGAGCAGGAGGAGUUGCGCAUGACGGCGGCGGCUUUGUUGAACGAUCUGGCCGAUGCUCUCGGUUACGACCUUUGCAAGCAGUUCGUCACCCCUGAAAUGGAGUCUCUAUCAGAGGAUCCGGUGUUCCGAGUGCGAAAAGCGACGGCGUUAAAUCUCGACAAGAUCUGCAAGGUUGUGGGAGAAGCGGGGAUCGCAAGGCUUUUGCCCGCGUACGUUCGACUUACCAAGGACGAUGUUUAUCGGGUACGGAAAGCUUGCACGGAGGCGAUGGUGGAGAUGAGCAAGGCUGUAGGGUCAGAGGUGAGCUUGCGGGAGCUAACGCCGGUGUUCCUCAACCUGGCCUCGGACUCUUCCAAGCUUGUCCGAACGGGGGCAUUGCAGCACCUUGGCAGGCUUAUCUCCACGCUGCCGGGAGAGUCAGUGAGCGAAGACCUCGUGAGGUACUUCACGGGGACCGCGGUGGAGAGCAUGGGAGACCCGGUGGUGAGCAUGGGAGACCCGGUGGUGAGCAUGGGAGACCCGGUGGUGAGCAGUGCAGCGGUAGUGCUCCGUCCGUCUCGCUUGUUGUCUUUGUCAUAUGUUUGGCUUCGUAACGAAAGACGUCUGAGUAUGAUUUUUUGUUAUCCUCAAUAACAUGACGCGAAAAAUUGUAGACGUGGGGAUGGCAUCUAAUUGUGUGCGUCGACAGACACCACCUGCUUUAGCGGAGAUCCAUCCAUUCGCCGGUAAUCAAUGUCUUGUUCCGUGUGGUUGUUAAUGUGCGGGAGGUCUAGUGUCGUGGACAACUUCAUCUCAACUUUUUCCACGUCCUCAAGACGAGACGGUUGAACGCCGCCAUUUUCGACACCGUCACCGUUUUGGCGGAUGCGGAGUUGCGAUUGUACUGCGCCUUUUCCUUCCCAGCGGUCGCCAUCACCAUUGGCCCUGAUCGAUGGCACGAGCUUCGCGAGUCGUUCGCCGCGCUCAUCCGAGACCCUAGCUGGUCCGUCCGCAAGACCCUCAGCUUUAGCCUGCAUGAGAUUGCAAAGGUUUUGAAGGCGGAUG
Messenger RNA from Ectocarpus sp. CCAP 1310/34, 1854 nucleotides. NCBI's taxonomy places the organism in Eukaryota, Phaeophyceae, Ectocarpales, Ectocarpaceae. The record is from the annotation of a GenBank genome assembly.